Messenger RNA from Verruconis gallopava, 928 nucleotides. RefSeq lists its product as uncharacterized. The record is from RefSeq and is a predicted model, not a curated record. Gene Ontology annotation, molecular function: RNA binding. Bases 129 to 821 code for a protein of 230 amino acids. Gene Ontology annotation, cellular component: nucleolus. NCBI's taxonomy places the organism in Eukaryota, Fungi, Ascomycota, Dothideomycetes, Venturiales, Sympoventuriaceae. The transcript has 2 exons.
AAAAAAUUCAUCGGAACUCAAGGAUACACGGGACGCAGUUAGAUAGAGAAGUCUACUGGGGCUCUUUCAAUUUGUAUCUUACAUUCAGACACAUAUCGUCUGCACAAUCAAAAUCCACCGGUUUUGACAUGCCACCACCAUCCAAGCGUCGCAAAACUUCAGUGGUCCAGGAAGUAGUCUUCGAUCCUGUAGCACGGCACGAGUACUUGACGGGAUUUCACAAGCGCAAGCUAGCACGAAUAAAGCAUGCACAAGAGAUUGCACUGAAGAAAGAGAAAGAGGAGAAGCGACGAGAGAGAAUUGAGCUAAGAAGACAACGGCAGCAACAGCUGGAGGAUCAUGUCAAGGCUAUCAAUGAUAGUAUGAAGAUUUUGAAUGGUACAGGAGACGAAAGUGGGGAAGACGAUGAUAAAGACGACGACCGUGACACCGAGAGGGACGACAGUUGGGGUGGGUUUGAUGUUGAAGCACCCGUCGAAAGCAAAGACGAGGAAUAUGUUGAUGAGGACCAAUAUGCUACUGUCACUGUUGAGGCAGUUGAAAUCACAAGAGACGGGAUGGAAGCUUAUAAGGGCUCGGAACAAGAGACUGAAAGCAGCGAAGAAGAGAGCAGUCAAGAAUCAGGCACAAGAGCCGAAGCUGUGGCCCCAGAAAAGAAAACCAAGCGGCUAUGGUCGAAGAACAAGCUGGUAAGCGAGAAACCUAAGCGCAAGAAGAGCCGUAACUUUAGGUAUGAGAGCAAGGAGGUCAGAAAACUCAACCGAGCACGCGAACGAGCCAAGCGUAAAGCGCACGCAUUGUCAAGGAAGUCACGCAAGUAAUAUUUGUAACUUUUAUGAGAUCAAUGAUACCCGGAUUGAGACGAGGGUUUUCUCUUUUUUUUUAGUAUUUUUGAGCUACGCGUUAGGGGAAUCCUCUUCUACUAGGC